This is a messenger RNA of Acinonyx jubatus (cheetah), 3072 nucleotides long. Its product is annotated as PWWP domain-containing DNA repair factor 3B-like. The transcript has a single exon. NCBI's taxonomy places the organism in Eukaryota, Metazoa, Chordata, Mammalia, Carnivora, Felidae. The record is from RefSeq and is a predicted model, not a curated record. The coding region runs from base 23 to 1570 and encodes 515 amino acids.
AAAGUCCUCACGAAGCUGCAGCAUGUGCUCAAAGCUCCCAUCACUUUCAGAAGAUGAUCAUAAGACAGGAGGCCAACCACACACACACACAACGGUCACGCGUACUCUAAAGGAAAGGCGAGCAAAGUCCUCGCGAAGCGGCAGUGUGUCCUCAAAGUUCCCAUCACUUUCAGAAGAUGAUCAUAAGACAGGAGGCAAAGGAAAUAGGGACACAUCAAGAGGUAUGUCUUUGCAUCGCACAGUCAAAGAGAAGGGUACAAGUGCUAAAGAUGGAGGCGUCCUUCCACCUUUGUCACCAAGCUUCAACCUCACUUUGCCCAAAGCUCACAAAGAAGAAGCACAUGACACCUACCCAAGGACCCUGGCUGUCUCCUCUGAAAGCUCUGCCUUCUCGUGGAAUGUUGAGGACCAUGGAGAGGUUGCCUGGAAGCCAGGCUUGGAAGGUGCAGCAGCAUCCUCCAGUGCCCCUAAACAGAGGCGGUGUUAUUCACUCGGUCUGGCAAAUAGAAAAAGGAAGCUGCAAGUGACAGAGUUUGAGAAAGAGCUGCAAGAACUUCAACCUUCAGUCAACUCAAAGGCUAUUAACCCCACCACCCCUAUUAAAAAGAAUGCCAACAAAGAAAUGGGACAAGUGGCAAGCAUGGGUUUUCCACAAGAGCCUUGUCCCAUUGAAGGAGGAAUGAUGGUCUGGUUCAAAUUUCAGAAUCACCCAUUUUGGCCUGCAGUAGUAAAGAGUGUCAGCCAAACAGAGCAGACUGCAAGGGUGCUUUUGGUUGAGGCAAACAUGCACUGUGAAAUGAGUGGCAUUCGAGUUCCUCUUCGAAGAUUAAAGCACCUGGAUUGUAAAGAGAAAGAAAAACUAAUAAAGAGAGCCAGGAAAUUGUACGAGCAAAGUGUGAACUGGUGCUUCUCCCUGAUUGCCCACUACAGAGAAAGGCUCAGGCGAGGUUCUUUUGCAGGCAGUUUCCUGGACUAUUAUGCUGCUGACAUCAGUUACCCAAUUAGGAAAGCCAUCCAAGACAGGGAUCUGGAGAUUGAUUUCCCAAAGGUGAAUUAUGCCAACCUGGAAGAUUCUGAGGAGGAGACCUCCCUGGACGGGAAGAGGCCCUGCAAGAAAAUUCUCCCUGACCGGAUGAAGGCUGCUCGGGACCGAGCCAACCAGAAGCUAGUGGACUUCAUCGUGAAAACAAAGGGGGCCGAUCACCAUCUUCUGGACAUUGUCCAAGGCAGGAAACAGUCCAGGUGGCUGGUAUCAUUUAGGAAUUCGAGCAGGUACGUGAUCUGCGUUGAAACAUACCUGGAGGACGAAGACCAGUUGGAUGUGGUGGUAAGACAUUUACAAGAAAUCUACAAACAAAUAGACAAGAAAACGCUGAAUCUGGAAAGGGAUGACAAAGUGAGUUUUGUUCUGGAAGUUCUUCUGCCAGAAGCAAUCAUUUGUUCAAUUGCUGCACUUGAUGGAUUAGAUUACAAGGAGGCAGAAAAAAAGUACCUACAGGGGCCACCUGUGCAUUACCGGGAAAAAGAGCUAUUUGAUAAAAAUAUCCUAAAGAAAAUAAGAAAGAGAUAAGCAACAAGGAGCAAGACUAAUUAACUCCCCCUGUACCCACACUUUAGCAGGAAGACCUCUCAUUACCCUGUCUGUAUGAAAUGUGUGAUCGUUCCGCUCUCUAUGGCAUGUAAAUAUGUUCUGGAAAUUUGAGACCUUGGGAAUAUGCUGGAUUCAUUUUGGAUCCAUCUCUAGCACUUGUGGGUAGCACAGUCAUCAUCUUUUCUAGUACCCAAAUGCCUCACAAAUUAAUUUGUUAAAAUAUUGCAAACAGUUGUACUUCCCUCUACUUGCUUGGAUGUGUUAACUGUCCAGAUGUUUUCCUAACAUGGCUUUUAAGCGUACUUCAUAUUUUAAUAGAGCACACACACAUUAUUUUAUUACAUGGAAGAGCACUGGUAUCAAACAUUAAGCAACAAUCAUUUUUAAAAUCCAAGAUAGAUUCUUACAGAAACAAUCUGCAAUCUCUCAUUCUUUUUGUGACACCUGAGUAUAAAUGAUUGGGUUCCUUCUUAAGAUAAUUCCUGAAUUUUUUCUGCCAUGCUUGUUUGUUCGGGAAAAAUAGCCCUGAGAGCUGAAACCAAUGACAGAGAUGUUUUCUAUAUAUUAUCACUACCUUCAAAUGGUUCUUGCAAAAGCAGUCUGGAAUCCAAAGUUAAUGGAUCAUUUGCACGUAGUCCACACGUGGGUGAAUGAAAUCUCAACGUGCAGUAAACAUUUUGCCAGCCUGUGAAAGAUUGUUAAACUUUACUACAUUUCCCUGAGAUUCCACUUACGGAAGUAGCUCUUGUUCAAUGGCUGAAUGGUUUCCUUAAAACAGACAGGCUCCUGGCUGUCUUCUUAACUGACUGGAUCCUUUGCGUAUACUGGUUUAUCCCCAUGUGGAUGACAACUAGACUAAUCGUACACACCGUUUACCUAUUUUAGACCUAGGAGUUCAGGCUCACUGCUAAGAGCCCGUCUGAUUGGCACAAAUUGUAGGAAAGCUCGCAUUUUGCUCUGGACCUGUGUGCCCUAAAAUGCAGUCGUUUGUCUGAAGCUAAGCAAGCUUUCUCUUUUGACUUAUUCAUUGACUAACCCUGACAGGUUCCAACAGUUAUGCAGGCUGGAAAGUCAUUCCAGGCUGCUUGAGCAAUAGAUGGACCGGGAUCUGGGAACUUGGAAAUGGGCUACAGAAAAGUAUCCGUUUGGCUAAAUAUGGCUGUUGUCAGAAUACAAUGAAACAUAUGUAACUAAAAGAUAAAUUCUGAAGCCCAUGAAUUGUUAUCCUACUUGAAACAAGAGUUUUUUGAGACAAAAAAUGUUGGGAAAGCUAGUUUACUUUUAAAACUUGUUGUGAAAAUAAACACUAAAGGUUUAAUAUACACCUGAGUGCAUUUUUAUUCUCAGAGAGAGUCAACUAUCACUCACAGGCCCAUGUUAUGUGUCCACAUGGCCAUGUGAUUUGUGUGUGUGUAAAAUUUUCAAGAGCUAGCUGUUUUGAUUCACAAUAAAACCACUGUAUCUUUCACCUUGAACUUUUG